AGACGAUCCAAUCGCUGGGUAACCUGGUCAGCUCCCGGUCAUCGCAACAGGAGUGCAAGGAAGUGUUCACCGUCGAGCUGUACAAGAAGUUCUGCACAAGGCAGCAUGUUGAUGCGGUAAAGCACUUUCUAGAGGUGAUCUCCACGCCCAGCCAGGCGAGCAGCAGCGUUCAUCCGGCGGCGUCGGCGACGCCACUGCAACCAGUAUUACUUACAGAGGGCCCGCCGACAAGCUAAACAAGGCCAUCAUCGAGUUCACCCUCAGCUGUGCUGGCUACUGCGUGGCCACCUAUGUGCUCGGAGUGGCCGAUCGGCACUCGGACAAUAUAAUGGUCAAAAGAAAUGGACAGCUCUUUCACAUCGAUUUUGGCCACAUCCUGGGCCAUUUCAAGGAAAAGUUUGGAGUCCGUCGGGAACGAGUGCCCUUCGUGUUGACCCAUGAUUUUGUGUACGUGAUCAACAAGGGUUUCAAUGACCGCGAGUCAAAAGAGUUUUGUCACUUUCAGGAAUUGUGCGAGCGCGGCAUGGCCGAUGUGGAGGUGUCGUUUGCGGAAGCCCAACAGACGCAGUCUCUUUCGAAGAGCAUCGAUCUGGACCAGCACACACUGCCGCACCACCAGCACCUGCCGCACCACCACAACAGCCACCACAGCAACCAGCAGCGGGCGCAUCUGAACGAUUACAAGGAGAAUAGCGAACUGUGCAACAUUCAGCGGGCGGCGGCCUCUUCCUUGGAAGUUACACGGGAGAUUCGUUGGCGUGACCAUCAAAGUGCCAGCCUGUGUGGAUCUCGCCAAGAAGCAGGGCACCUGCGAUCCUUUUGUGGUCUGCACCGCCCACUACAGCAACAAGCAGCAGGUGACGCGACGGACCAAGCAGCGCAAGAAGACCAUUGA
Messenger RNA from Drosophila takahashii, 895 nucleotides. Lineage: Eukaryota; Metazoa; Arthropoda; Insecta; Diptera; Drosophilidae. The record is from RefSeq and is a predicted model, not a curated record.